Messenger RNA from Naegleria gruberi, 2972 nucleotides. RefSeq lists its product as uncharacterized. The coding region runs from base 173 to 2782 and encodes 869 amino acids. The transcript has a single exon. Lineage: Eukaryota; Heterolobosea; Eutetramitea; Acrasida; Naegleriidae. The record is from RefSeq and is a predicted model, not a curated record.
CACACGUUCUAGAACAAUAUAGUUGAACAACACUCGAGGAGACUUGUUUAACAAUCAUUGAUUGCUUGUGGUGGUUGUGCGCAUUGUCAAUUAGAUUAAAGUGUCGUCUGAUAACACUCCGAAACUAUUUUGGAGAAUAUCUAAUACAUUACUGUACAAUAAUAACAUCAUCAUGUCUUUAGGCUCCUUGGAAGUAAUUCAACAAGAAGAAACAACAACACUGACAUCUCACCUUUUAGGAGAGAAUGCUCACUUGUUGAUCGAUUAUUCUUGUCCUCAUCAGGAUUACUCUUCUGUACAAACGUCAUACUUUGAAAAUCUUUCGGAUUUGCCACACGAAGUCUUGGCACUUAUAUGUAAAUACCUUGUGGAGGAUAAAUUUAGUAGCUCGAUGGCUUCUGUUAUUAUUCCUCUGCUUCAUGUAAAUAAGACACUCAGAGAAAAGAUUUACUUCAAUUGGUUUAUUUGGUAUGAUAAAAUUGCUGAUCUUCAUCAUUUUGUCAAGUCAUUCAUGCCAGAUAAUUAUAGUACUACUUGCUUUGCAGUGUUGUGUGAUGAAAAGUUUAGAAAUAUAGAUUUAGUGGUGAAAAGAUAUGAUGGAAAUUCAUCUUUUUACUUCUCGAGUGAAUCAGAGUUGACUAAUCAAUUCGUUUCAUUUAUUGAAACUCUUUGUGAUGUCAGCAUGAUUCAAAACCUAGUAAUUCCAAUUCCUCUUCUUUCCAACAAUACAAAUCUUCAAGGUAGAAUGUUAACAUGGGCUAAUCAUUUCCCAAAAGUUAAUAAUGUUACUUUUCUGACAGCUAGAGAAAGUGUUGAGAAUGCUUCACCAAAAGACUUGACCAACUAUAUAGAAGAUAUGAAUUACUAUGGAAAACCAACUACAGACCAAAUAUUUAAUCGUUUCGAAACGUUACGAGAUUUGAAAAUUAGCAGUACUGUCUUUGCAUUUGAGAAUUUCAUUCAAACUCACUCUUCAGAGAUUGAACACUUGUCAGCACUCUCCUCACUCGUUCAAUCAAAGAAGGAGGAUCUAGGUAAAAUAUCUCAGAUACUUUCUACGAGCCAACAACUGAGAGGAAUUGAACUGGAAGGAGGUUUAGAUAUUUCUUCACCAAUCAUUUACAACAAUAUUCAAACCCUUUCCAAUAGAUUGACUAGACUAAAUCUAGAAAUCAGUAUUCAAACUUUAAUGAGUGAUACAUGGAAAACUCUUUGUUCCUCACUAACUUGCCUGAAAAAACUAACAUUGUACAUUUACUCUGGUGAGGAAGAUAAUGAAGCCAAUACACUUACCUUUUCUCCAUCUCAAGUUCCUCUCCCAAGAAGUCUCAGACAUUUGGGUUUGAAUAACUUUGUUGAUGUGCCAGUUCAUGCCAUUCUUGAUGGUUCCUUCCUACCGUUCCUUACUUAUUUCCAUGUUUACAAGUUGCAACUCUCCAUUACUUCUAACCAAAAGCCAUUUCCAAUUCUCGAAACAUUUGAAUACUUCCCAGAGAAGAGAGAUAAUAAUGAGAGCGAUCUAAUUGAUUUCUGGAUGGAAAAGCAUUCGAGUCUGUUAAACUUUUCCUACUCAUAUGAUUGGGAUGAUAAUGAAAAAUCUUCAAGCAAGCUUAUCAUCAAGAAUCAUCCAUCAAUGAAGAAGCUGAAAAUUGCAUGCAGUAAGACUGAUAUUCAAAUUGAUAGAGCUCCACAACAUACAACCAUUAUUGGAAUUCCAAACUCUCUAGUCUUGAAGGGAAAUUAUGUAAAGAAACUAACAUUUAGCUAUCCUAAUGAAGGUAAAAUACCCCACGAGUUGAGAACCUACCACAUUGACUUGGAAAAGGUUGACCUUCUUGUUGUCAAGAUGGAAUCCAAAGUUGCCGUCUCUACCGUUAGUUUCAAUGCAACAAUUGGUAAAUUAGACCAAAUGCAUGUUUACUUUAAUUUGAACUUGGCCCAUGUUCCAGAGCACGAUAUUUCUCCAUACAUACCAAGAAAUGCCUCAGAACUUUCACUCCAACAAAUCAAGCUAUUCUUCCAAGAUCAGAUUCCACCAAGUGUUGUCGAUGGUUUAUCAGAGAGCAUUCAUCGAUUCCAUAGAGUGGAUGCCCUCUCUGUUAACUUUGAAUGGUUGAAAACUGGACUCAAAGGGUACACAACCAAUGUUGAGGACUUGAGUGUCUUCAACUUUUUCAAUGUUAAAACCUAUGUUGCUCGAGAUAUAAACAAUAACAGAAGUAUCUCAAAUCAGUAUCUCAGGGAAAUGAGGGUAGAAACAGAUGAAUUGGGAGGUCUGACUGCUAUCAAUAAUUGCACUUCCCUAAAACAAGUGCAUUGCACCAGUGCAAACAAGUAUACACCACAGCCAUCCACUGAAAAGAGGAUAAUACUGGAUAGCAAGACAAGUCGCUCCAUAGAGGACAUUAAAAUGUCUUUUGCCAUUCCAGCAUUGCAUGAUGGUUUCAAUUUACAAAACUUGAAAAAUCUGCAACUUACUGAUUCAAUUUUCACUAAUUUAGCCUUGAAUUUGCAUUCUUUGCCAUCACUUAAAAAACUAGAACUCUCCAAGAUAAGAGACACUUUGAGAUUGGAAUUAGGAGAUGAAACACAUCAUGCCAUUCAACAUAUUUAUAUUGAUUCAGUUCAUACAGUUGCAGUGGAUUUCAAUAUUGUAGCCCCUAACUUACGAAGCUUGACAUUUACUAGAAUUAAUAACUGCACCGAAUCAUCACGUUUGAGCAUCAAACAUGCUCCUAAAUUGAUCAGAAAGAUUAUUCAUCUACCAAACUUGGUAGAAUAAACUGUGGGUUAAUUUCAUUCUAAACAUUAUUUACAGAACUCAACAUAAGUUCCAAGACUUGACCUUUCAGUUUUCAAUGGAUACAACCAACUUUCCAGUACGGGUAGAAGAAGUGAAAAGCAGACACCUCGUAAGGAGUUCAAGGUGGUGUUUUGAUAUUAGAACAUUCGAAAUAAAAACAAACUUCGAC